Messenger RNA from Poeciliopsis prolifica (blackstripe livebearer), 2933 nucleotides. Its product is annotated as coiled-coil domain-containing protein 177. The transcript has a single exon. NCBI's taxonomy places the organism in Eukaryota, Metazoa, Chordata, Actinopteri, Cyprinodontiformes, Poeciliidae. The record is from RefSeq and is a predicted model, not a curated record. Bases 235 to 1920 code for a protein of 561 amino acids.
UGCCAGAAAGUUGAUAAUCUAUGUUAGAACUCUAAAUGUCCUAGGACAUUUAAUCAACACUGUAGCUCCUCCUGGGUGUUAUCAAAAGAAUAAAUCCAUCCCACACAGUGAGACAUCAGGUGAUCAGAUAAUCCCCUGAUCACCUGGGGAUCACCAGCUCCAUAUGCUGGACAGACGCACAGCUCAGCCGCCUUCCUGAGCAGAAGAGUCUUUCAACAGGGUUAAACUUUUUCAAUGGAGGAACUCGUUCAAUGGAGGUCUAGUUCACCUGCUCUCCUUCUGGAUGCGAACCGCUCUGAGCCGCCUGGAGCUGGUAAGAGCAGCUGCGUCAUAACAAGUCCCCACUUGCUGGAGUCCACGACUCAGCCAGGUAUUAAACCGGUUCAGCUGCUAAUUAGAUCUCUGAACGAGCUGAUUGCAGGGCAGCAGGCUGCGCCUUAUGAGGCCAUGAAGACUCUGCAUGAAUCCUACGAGAAGGAACGAUCAAAGCUUUUCCCUCUGCCUGGAAAGCAGAAAAGGAUUAUUCAAACCGAAAGGAGCAGGUGCCCAAGAAGUAAUCCAGCCUCGAGCUCUGAAGUUGAACAGAAGGUGAAGAAUCACUUAGGAGAGCCAGUUGUCUAUGCAGACCUUUGCUUCAAAGAAAAAUCCGGUUCCUCUGUUUCUGCAAAGACAGACGCAGAGAGGAGCACAAUCAGCUGCUUCAAUCUGGGAGAUCUGAGAUACUCCCCGUCUGCUGAGAGGAAACUGCAGAAGAUCACCUCAGAAAUCAAGAGGAAGACAUGCAUCACCGUGUCAGAAAGGGAUCGCAAGAUAGCAGCUCUGAUGCUGGUCAAACAUCAGGAGGAGCAGGAGCGCCUGAAGCUCUGUCAGCAGGAGGAACAGGAAAGGCAGGAGGCUCGCAGGAAGGAGGAGGCCAGGCAGGCCCAAGCAGAAAAAGAACGAAGGAGGAGGCUUAAGCAGAGUAUGAAACACUGGCACAAGGAGCUGGAGGCCCGCAGGAGGCUGAGGCUGCAGGUGGAGCAGGAGAAAGCAGCACAACUCCAGCAGGAGAUGCUGCUCCAGGAGAACCGAUGGAGAAAGCUGAAGGAAGUGGUUGAGGUACAACGUAGAGAGAAGCUGGAGGCUGUUCUGAAGGAGACAGAGGAGCGUAAAAAAUACCAGGAAAGAUUGCUUAGGGAGAAGAUGGAGCUGCAGAAAAGGGAGCUUGAAAAGGAGAAGCAGGUGGCAGAAGAGAAGGAGGAGAAGGCCUGGAGAACCAGAGAGCUGCAGGAGAAGAGGGAGCGGAAACGGCUGCAGGAGGAGAAUCACAGAGAGAUGCUGCGUCACAUCCUGCUGAAGAGGCAAGCGGAGCAGAAGAUGGAGGAAGAUGAAGCGCAGAAGAGGAACUUGCUGGAGAAAAAGCUGCAGCGUUCCUCCGAGAAACGAGCCCGAUCUGUGGAGGCACAGCACAGGCGGCUGCGGGAGCGAGCUGCCCGGCAGGACGUCCAGAUCCAAAGAGCACAGCUGAGGGCCAAGCUCCAAACUGCCCAGGAGCUCACACACAAGCAGAUCCUGGUCCAGCAGAGCGAGCAUCGCAUGGAGAGAGCCGCCCAGAACGCCUCGGUGCUGCGCAGGAGCCGCACUCAGCAGAGACGAGAACAGAGCAGAGACAGACAGGUCUGCCACAAGCAGCUGAGUGAGAAGAUCCAGAGAGAAGAGGAGGCCAGCAGGAGGCGCAGAGAGAGCUAUGUCUGCAUGAAAGAGCAGAAGAGGGAGAGGCUGCAAAAACUGAGGGAGCAGAUUCUGGAGGAGGCACACAGGCUGGUGCAGGCCUCCUUUCAUUUGAGGGACAGGGUCAGGCAGCAGACACACAGCCGGACCUUCCACCAGAUGGCCCUGGAGGCUCAGCUGGCCGCCUCCAUGAGCAGAAUCAAAUUCUAAAGCAGCUCAGCUUUUUUUCUUUUCCUUACAGCACAUUUAAGUUUGCAUGUAGAUUUACUGUAGCAGGAAAAUGUCUAAGUGCUGCAUCAUUGUAAAGUGGGAAGGAAUUGCUUCCAAAACAUUUUUUAAAGAAAAACAUCUAAAUUGUGGGAUGUACAUGUUGCCAAGCCCUUUACUCUGCAACACCUCUAAGUGCCUUAAAAUUAUAAACACUUCAUCUUUACUGAAUUUAUUCUCAGUAUAGAACACUUUGUUUGAACUGCAGACACGACAGAACAUCAAACUUGAGAUCAGGGAACAAGGACAUUUCUCCAGGAUUUUACAAAUCAAAACUUUUUCCAUGAAGGAUUUUAGGUUCUUAUCUUAUCGUAUCUCUUAUAAGGUGAGAUAGUUUCUGAAAAUAUACUAGCUUUUUGUGACAAAGCAAAUAUUUCAAAUUCUUCUGGAUUUAAAAUCCUUCGUCCUGAGAAAAAAAAAGAAAAUAUCCUUUCGUAUUAGACUAGAGGUCUAAAACCUUGACGAUUUUGAAGAGUCAUUUCUGCCCUUGAAACUAGAGAGAAGGUUCAACUUCCAGCAGAACUACAGUAAACAUAAAAGUCAGAGCUGCACUGGAAAGGUUCAGAUCAAAGUACUGAAUAUGUUACAAUGGCCCAGUCAAAGUCCAGACCUAAACCCAACUUUAACACUCAACUUACAGCUUGAACUCUUUUCAACAAACAUUGUUUUUUUUCUAGUUUUCAGAUGUGUACAGCUGGUAGAGACAGAUAUACAAAAACAGAUGCUGCUUUUAUUUGUAAAAACAAAACAAACUGAACUGUUUUUCACCUCAAAAUUACAUGCUACUUUGUGCUAAUAAGUGGAAUCAAAAUACACUGAAGUUUGUGUCUGUAACUAGUGACAACAGAAAAGGGUCAAGUGGCACGGCAAACUUUUUUACAAGUCCUGCAAAGUUCAUAAUUCACCAGCUUGAGGGUAUUUCUACUAGUUUGGAUUAAAACAAUGUAAUUCAGGGC